Messenger RNA from Amyelois transitella, 9197 nucleotides. It is a transcript of the gene PMCA, whose product is annotated as plasma membrane calcium-transporting ATPase 3. The record is from RefSeq and is a predicted model, not a curated record. The transcript has 23 exons. Gene Ontology annotation, biological process: calcium ion transmembrane transport; regulation of cytosolic calcium ion concentration. Gene Ontology annotation, cellular component: intracellular membrane-bounded organelle; membrane. NCBI's taxonomy places the organism in Eukaryota, Metazoa, Arthropoda, Insecta, Lepidoptera, Pyralidae. The coding region runs from base 564 to 4040 and encodes 1158 amino acids. Gene Ontology annotation, molecular function: P-type calcium transporter activity; ATP binding; ATP hydrolysis activity.
UUGCGGCAGAAGCAUGCCGUAGGGUACAGAGUGCGAGCCGUUUCGUCGGUUUGUCGUGUCGUAUCGUGUGUAGCGCACGGUUAUCGUACAGAGAUCGUAUCGUGUGUGGUCAUCCUAUUCUCAGUCAGAAAAGCGGACUCGAACCGCGCGGACGCGCGGCACAUCGGUGCUUGUAGUUUUUUAGUUUGACAGUUGGCGCGUUUUUCGUUUCAGUUCAACUAGGUAUUUGAUGUGAAAAUCAUAGAUUUUAAGUUAGUGUAAUCUGUGUAUUUUCUAUAUAUCUCCAGUGUGCGACUAGUCAUUUGUGAAUUUUCUACGCCCGGCUGUGAGUUGAGUGGUGUCUGCUGUGAACUGUCGCCUUGGGAUUUUGUGCACAAUUUUGUGAUUUCCACCUUUGGAAUAUCUUACCGUGGACGAGAUAUCUGCUGCCGGUAACGACUGAAGGUCGCCACCUGCAGCAUAAUAGGGAGCCAUACGCCGCGGCGGAAAGACGGGUGCGACACGCACUCGUGAGCUAGAGGGUUGUCGGGCGUGGUGCGGGCGGCGGCCGCGAGCCCGGCACCAUGGCGACGGUGGAGGGGCGGCCGGCGCAAUAUGGCGUCACCCUGCGGCAGCUGCGCGAGCUGAUGGAGACGCGAGGCGCCGAGGGUUUGGCCAAGAUCAACGCGCUCGGUGGACCUCAGGAGCUGUGCAAAAAGCUGUACACAUCGCCCACAGAUGGUCUUAGCGGUUCGAAAACGGACCUGCAGCAUCGGCGCGAGGUGUUCGGCUCUAACCUUAUCCCGCCCAAGCCUCCCAAGACCUUCCUCACAUUAGUAUGGGAGGCACUGCAGGACGUUACGCUCAUUAUUCUGGAGGUGGCCGCCGUCGUCUCCCUAGGGUUGAGUUUUUACAAACCGUCCGAAGACGUGGAAGACCCUGCUCAUCUGGACGAAGAGGAGGGCCACUAUCAAUGGAUCGAGGGGCUGGCGAUCUUAAUAUCUGUCAUAGUCGUUGUUAUAGUCACAGCGUUUAACGAUUACACGAAAGAAAGGCAAUUCAGAGGACUACAAUCUCGGAUAGAAGGCGAGCACAAGUUCGCAGUGAUCCGGGGCAAUGAGGUGAAGCAAGUUCCUAUCAGCGAAAUUGUGGUCGGGGACAUAUGUCAGAUAAAAUACGGUGAUCUUCUGCCGGCCGACGGACUCUUGUUGCAGAGCAAUGACCUCAAGAUCGACGAGUCUUCGCUGACGGGCGAGUCUGACCACGUGAAAAAGGGGGAGUCAUUCGACCCCAUGGUGCUAUCCGGUACUCACGUUAUGGAAGGCUCGGGCAAAAUGCUGGUGACAGCUGUGGGUGUGAACUCUCAAGCUGGCAUUAUCUUCACGCUGCUGGGGGCGGCUGUAGAGAAACAGGACAAGGAGAUCAAACAGAUGAAGAAAGAAGCUAAAAAGCAGCAGAAAAAAGGAACCCAGCGCAAGAGUCUACCAGGCGAUGAAGACGUGACGCUGCCAGCGUCGGGGAACAGCCACGGGGCCAACCACGCGCGGCCUGACGACAACCACGUGGCGCCGGCUACGGACAAACCUGCUGCUGAGGCCUCGCACAAGAAGGAGAAGUCGGUGCUGCAGGCCAAACUCACCAAGCUCGCUAUACAGAUCGGUUACGCGGGCUCUACGAUCGCUGUCCUUACCGUCAUCAUCCUAGUCAUCCAAUUCUGCGUUCACAAGUUCGUCAUCGAGAAGAAACCCUGGAGCGCGGUGUACGUCAACAACCUGGUGAAGCAUCUCAUCAUCGGAGUCACUGUGCUGGUGGUAGCUGUUCCUGAGGGUCUACCGCUCGCCGUCACACUGUCACUCGCUUAUUCUGUCAAGAAAAUGAUGAAAGACAACAACUUGGUGCGCCAUCUUGACGCCUGCGAGACCAUGGGCAACGCUACCGCCAUCUGUUCUGACAAAACCGGAACUCUAACGACCAAUAGGAUGACGGUGGUUCAAUCGUACAUAUGCGAGAAACUGUGCAAAGUGACGCCCAACUACAGGGAUAUACCGCCAGAGGUCGCUGACACGAUGGUGGAGGCGAUAUCGGUCAAUAGCGCGUUUACUUCCAGAAUUAUGCCUUCACUAGACCCCACGGGACCUCCAAUGCAAGUCGGGAACAAGACGGAAUGCGCCCUUUUAGGCUUCGUGGUAGCCCUGGGGCAAAGCUACGAGACGGUCCGGGAACGCCACCCGGAGGAAUCCUUCACCAGAGUGUACACGUUCAAUUCCGUGCGCAAGAGCAUGUCCACAGUCAUACCUUAUAAGGGCGGAUACAGGCUGUACACUAAAGGUGCCUCCGAAAUUGUUUUGAAGAAAUGCGCAUUCAUAUACGGUCACGAGGGCCGCCUGGAGAAGUUCACGCGGGACAUGCAGGAGCGGCUGGUGCGGCAGGUCAUCGAGCCCAUGGCCUGCGACGGGCUGCGGACCAUAUCGGUGGCCUACAGGGACUUCGUGCCCGGCAAGGCGGAGAUCAACCAGGUUCACAUAGACCAAGAACCAAACUGGGAUGAUGAAGACAACAUCGUGAACAAUCUGACCUGCUUGUGUGUUGUGGGCAUCGAGGAUCCCGUCAGACCAGAGGUACCCGAAGCCAUUCGCAAAUGCCAGAAGGCUGGCAUCACUGUCCGCAUGGUGACCGGAGACAACGUGAACACUGCCAGGUCCAUUGCCGUCAAGUGUGGCAUCCUGAAGCCCACGGACGACUUCCUCAUCCUGGAGGGCAAGGAGUUCAACAGGCGGAUCAGGGACACCAACGGGGAGGUCCAACAACAUCUCCUGGACAAAGUGUGGCCGAAACUGCGCGUGUUGGCGAGGUCAUCGCCCACAGACAAAUACACACUAGUGAAGGGUAUGAUCGAGUCCAAGGCGUUCGACACCCGCGAGGUGGUCGCCGUGACCGGGGACGGGACAAAUGACGGGCCGGCGUUGAAGAAGGCUGAUGUUGGAUUCGCUAUGGGUAUCGCCGGCACGGACGUAGCGAAAGAAGCCUCCGACAUCAUCCUAACCGAUGACAACUUCUCAUCGAUCGUGAAGGCUGUGAUGUGGGGCCGGAACGUGUACGACUCCAUCGCUAAGUUCCUGCAGUUCCAGCUCACCGUCAACGUGGUCGCCGUCAUCGUGGCGUUCAUCGGCGCCUGCGCCAUUCAGGACAGCCCGCUCAAGGCCGUACAAAUGUUAUGGGUGAAUCUGAUCAUGGACACGCUCGCGUCCCUGGCUCUGGCCACGGAGAUGCCGACCCCGGACCUCCUGCAACGCAAGCCUUACGGCCGGACCAAGGCUCUGAUCAGCCGCACCAUGAUGAAGAAUAUCCUGGGUCAGGCUCUGUACCAACUGUUCAUCAUCUUCGCACUUCUUUUCAUUGGCGACGUCCUCCUCAACAUCCCAUCAGGCCGAGGGCAGGCCCUCGGAGCGGAGCCCAGCCAGCACUUCACAAUCAUCUUCAACACGUUCGUCAUGAUGACGCUCUUCAACGAGAUCAACGCUAGGAAGAUCCACGGCCAGAGGAACGUGUUCCAAGGACUGUUCACCAACCCGAUCUUCUACGGCAUUUGGAUAGGCACCGCCUUCUCACAGGUCAUCAUAAUACAAUUCGGCGGUAUGGCGUUCAGUACUGCCGGACUGUCGCUGGACCAAUGGCUGUGGUGUUUGUUCUUCGGGGCGGGCACCCUGGUGUGGGGACAACUCGUCACGUCCGUGCCUACACGCAAGAUACCCAAAACACUCACGUGGGGGCGAGGCCAGGCUGACCACGAGACCAUCCAGCCGGGGCCGGACUACGACAACGACCUGGACAAGAAGCCGCGCGCCGGCCAGAUCCUCUGGAUCCGGGGGCUCACCAGGCUGCAGACGCAGCUGCGCGUGGUGCGCGCCUUCAAAUCCACGCUGGAGGACCUCGAGGAGCGGCUGUCGGCGCACUCGGCCGCGGGGCUCCGCUCCCGGCUGCGCGCGCCCGCGCCCGACAUCGCCUACAUCGACGCGGACGACGUCCCCGCCGCCAACAAAACGGAAACCACCAUCUUCUGAGCGCACCGCACAACUACCCCCCCGAUCGUUUUUUCAUUUCCCCCCAAACUUUUGUUUCUUUGACCCGGACCGUACUUACGCGAUUAACGUUAAGGUUUAUUAAGUGUUGAAAACUAGUACUAGGUAGACGAUAGCAAUAAACUAUAGAUGUUAGACGCCCGUAGGCUCCUAAACCGAUUUGUGCCUGUUGCGGCGCCGACGCGGCGCUCCCAUGUUUGUACUCUGUUGAAGUUUCACAAUGUUAAUCGUUCCGACAGAUAUAGUUGUCAUAUCUUAGCUCGGGACCCCUUUUAUAUAUACGUAGGUUAACGAGUCUUGUCUGCCCCGUCAGUCGGCCGGAACACUGCUAUUUUAGAGACGAUCGUAUUUGUACAUAAAUUAGAGGUUCUUUGACGUCUUAUUGUAUACCGGAGCAGUGAUAUUUUGUAUAGGUAGUUAUUAUAAAAUUUAAAACAAAUUGUGGGAAAACUCCAUUUUAAAUAUUGUAAACUUUUUAAAACUUAGACUUUGAGAUUUUACUUAAAAAAGAUAUCUUUCGAAUUUUCGAUUUUCACUAGCUUUUUGUGUAAGUAGAUUGUUACGAGUAUAAUAUUUAUAAUGAAGAGAUCUUGGAAACUACUCGGCAGCUUGUGUGUUUUGUUUCAUAGUAAAUUUUGGGACCAUUUUUAACCCGUUUCUGACUCAAAGCUAGAGACGAUUAGAUCUGUAUUUAGAUCUUAUAUAAUAUAUAUUUAUAACAUUUUAAUCGAAUAUUAACCUAUCUUUACUACGUGUUAUUCUCUCGAAUAUUUAUGAUGCCUAAAGUUUAAUAUGAAUGAGACACUUCACGCUUCACUAAAAAAAGAGCUAUAACAAAUAUGUAUUAUCUGAAACUUACUUAGUUUUGCGAAUGUUACGAGGUCUAUUUACAUUGAAUGAAUAAAUUUUCGAAUCAAAUUCCAUAGCAUUUUCUUUCGCCACUCGUAUAGUUAUGGUGGGGGCCGCCCAGUUUUAGAAAAAUCGCUCUAUUUCAGAUGUUGACGGUAAGUUUAGGUCUGACACGCAUAGGGAGUACGUAUUGUAAGUAUAGACAUCGAUCACGUAGGUACUUGACGAGACUCAUCGUGUAGAGCAUGGGUUGUGUGCACGAUGCUGGACGCUCUCGAUGGCUUCUUGAACCGGCGUUCAAAGAGCCUCGGUCCACAACCACCGUAGCGUGAGUUGAAGCCGCCAUUUUGUGCGUACACGUGGACAAAAUGGCCGCUCAGUAGUUUUUAAGUAUAUUUUUCAAGAAAUGUAUUUUUUUGGUACAAAAUGUUGUUUCUUUUUACAUAUUUUUUUAAUUAUGCUUCGCAUUUAUAGUGUGUUCAUGCUUAUGUUACAGUGUUUUGCAUGUAUACAGAUGUCUGUGAGUAUGCACAAUUUGUAUAUUUUUCCUUUUUUGAUUUUUUUAUAGAUGUGUUGUAUUGAGAUUUUGAUAACAGAGAACGAUUGAUAUUUUUGUUAUUUCAUUGUUAUCGCUAUCUCGCUUUAAGGGUUUUAUAUCCGAAUUUUUAAUUUUUUUUUUUUCGUAUUAUACUGUUCAAUAUAGUAGACAUAAUAACUUACCAAACUUAUAACAUUGUAGUAUUAGGCUUUUAAAUAUAAUAAAAAAACUGUUGAAAAAGAAAAUACAUAACAAAAUAUAAUCUCCACUACACCAAAAUAGUUAAAUAAGAAACAAAAUUAAAAAAAAAAACUUUUAAAUUUUUAUUUCCACUUAUUUUUUUAUCGUUAACUCGGUUGUGUAUGUACUUAUAAAUAAGUUUCAUAAUUUAUUUUUUAUUUUUAUGUAACGUUUUAAUUGUUAAAUAUUACAUACUUAACCGGCACUUUAAACGAUCGUAAUAAAAUUAUUUAUGUGAACAAGGAUAUUUCAUUUACCCGAUACACAGUCCGCAGUAAGCAUACAGCGCCCUAGCUCACAUACCGGAUUUCAAGUAGUUUGGAUUAGCUUCCGACACGAUAUUUGAUCCCUAUUUACCUUUAUUUUGAUAGUACUUGCUCUGGAUGCCCUCGAUUGCCCCCAGCUAGUGUGAAUGCCCCCUAUCCUAGUUGAAGUUAGGCACAUAACUUUACUAACGAAACUGCUUUUCUAAAACAUCUUAUAGUUCUAAACUCUUCACUUCUAGUAGCAUUGAGAUUCUAAAGCCAAAUUGUUGGAACAAAUUUCAUUUGUUUUUGCAAACAUAGUGUAAAUUCCUAUCAAACAGUACAAAAUUCCACGCAGCAGUAUGAUAGUAAUUUUAUUCAUCCUUAAUUGAUGUUUGGUUUUGGAGUGCCAAUUUUCCCUGUAACACUUUCCUUUGGAUUGGCAACAAAGCAGUUUUGUUACGCUGUGUACCGUAGAGUAGAUGCGGGUGGCGGGGCGUCUACUGACACGUCCGUCAUUGUUUUGCAGCAAAAAGCGGAUAUAUUGGCCGGACGCAGGAUAUUUGUCAAUAAUUAUUUGGCAGAGCAUCGGAGGAUCAGCGUCCAGUCUGGUGGCAGCUCCCUACCCGCUCUCAGCCCCACAUCGCAUCAAAGCGAUGAUUAAAACACAAGCCCCAAAAUAAUAAAACUACCCACAAAAUAAAAAAAACCCCCCGGCCUUUUACACCAAAAUACAACGACACGUACAGGUUAACUAAAAAAAACUACUGCCAUUUAAACAAUAUUGUUAUGAAAAAAUAUAUUCUAAAAAUUAAUAUUCAUUCGUAAUAAACUUUUCAAAAUAAAAGACGUUUAAUAUCUCUUUAAAAAUAGCAAAUAAGAAUUGAUUAUUGUCUACGGAAUAUAUUAGAUUUUUAAGAGUAUAUUAGUGAAUUUGCAAAAUUACUAAUUAGAUUACAUGUAACUAUGGUGCACCACUACUUAGAUCGGGUAUGUUGAUUCCUAGCAGAGACUCUGUUUGGUUACCGAUGUUAAAUAAAAUAUAUGAAACACAAACUUGUCUAAUAUAUUUAAUUUUUGCUAAAAAUAUAUUCAGAUGAAAUAAUUUAUGUAAAUACAUAUUUUCUGGAAUACAUUCAUCUCUUUUGUAAUUAAACUUAAAAAUAUAUUUGUAUUCGUCGUGUUUAAAGUUUAAAUAAAAUAUAUAAUAUUUAAAAAUGAAUGUGCCAUUUUUAUAUAUAAUAAAAUAUAAAAAUAUUAACAAAUCACAAUUGUGCUACUCAAGUGCUUUUAUGAACGUUUUUAAAUCUAGGGUGAUAUUUAAAUUUGCUUGUUGUCGAUUUAUUAUUUGAAGGAAUGCAAUUAUCUAGAUGUGUCGAUACGGUGGAACAAUCUCAGUGUUAGAUAAAUGUUUUAUAUAGAUGGUUGUGUUUAUGUUGUACUGUAGUGUGCCAAUGGUUCCUUACUUCGAAUCCAGACACGCUACGCUAUAUCCCAGUUCUUGAUUUUUUUUAAUAGUUAAACUGUAGACUGAAUGCAAUUUUAGCUCGCACGUGUAAAACAACCGACGGUUGCAUGGUUAGAAGGAGAAGCAACAAGAUACCUAAUUUAAACUUUUUCUUGGUUAUUAUGGAAAUGGAACUGUCCAUUAGAUAAAAUUGCAUGCUAUCUUGUUUUGUUAAAAAUAAUUUAAUCGACCCUUAUUAACCUAACAAGCAAGAUAGUCAUGUUAAUAUGAAUUUUAAAGGAAAAUUAACUUGCACUUUUAUCUGCUACUAGUUCCAUGACCUCAAUACGCCUCUGACCUUCUUUACACACUAUACACAACUAUCCACUACUCUAUCGUCUUCCAUCUCUUUUUUCAAUCCUUAUUUUCUUUUCAUUUCACUCACUUAUCCAAGGUAUCGGAUGUCAAGCAAAUUUAUAUAUCUUUCGAUAUAUUCUUUGGGAUAAUGAAAUACGUUUAUGUUUUAAGUAUAUAGCGUCUAUAUAAAAUUAUAUAUUUAUUGGUAAAUAUCGUCGUUCGCACAUCGUGUAGUGUAUUUCAGCUACAUGAAUGUUAAUAUAUAGAAAUAGUAUAAAAUUGUUAUAUUAAAAAUAUAAAUUGGUAAUUCGUGUCUUGGUGUACACCAAUAGUUAGAUAAUAAAUACUAAACUAAUUUUUCUUAAAAAAAAUUAAACGCUUAUAGUGAGUUUUUUCACGCCGAAUAGAAAUUAAAACACUAAAAAGACUAUAGUUAGCAUGGUUUCCUUAUCGCCUACUUAAACUGGUACUAUCUAUUGGUUAUUUCUAAAGCUUCUUGUCUAUUAAAUAGUAAUAAAGUAUCUGUACUCCAAAGUUAAUUUUAUUUCAACCAUCUGUGCCUCGGAGAGCUGCGUUAUAAGGUAACUGGCCGUAACGGGACAUGUUAUGUGCUGUCGGCCAACAUUGGCCAAUGUUUGUCGUACGGUCUUAGUCGAUGUUAGAUCUCGCUUAGCGCUUAUACACGUUCUCGAAUGUAAUGUAGAUGUAGCAUCACUAUAGAAAUAGUUUGGAUACAUUUGUUAUCGAUACGGGCGAAUGAUAUAACAGUACCCUUACCGAUCAAGUUUUGGGCAUGUAACUCAUUAAAUUUCAUUUAAUUAAAAUAUAAAUCAAAUAGAUAUAGAAGGAUUACCUUAAACAAAAAGUAAUAAUGUUUAGUUUCCAAGAGACUAUAAAUUUCUUUUAAGAAUUUGUGGGCUUCAUGUACAGAAUUUUGAAAAUUUGGAUACUGUUUAAAAAUUCACCUGCAUUUUGUAAUAAUCUAGUGUAUCCGUUGAUUGUAUUAGGUUAUGUAUAUAAGGCCUUGCUUCAUCUCUUAUAGCCACGUUGAUAUAAUGUAAAUAGAUUCGUCACUAAGGAUAUGUAAAAACCACAAAAUUAAAAAAACAAAAAUCUCCGUAUAUGUCAUGUUUUUUGCCAAUCACAAUGUCCAUACAUGCUUUUGUACAUAGUUGUUAGUGUGUAGACUUAUUUAGUAACAGGACUAUUGUCGAUAGAUUUCAUCGAUAGAUAUCUGGUAUGUGAGCAACGACGUCGAUAUGUGUGCUUCACUAGUUCGCAUGAGAGAAAACAUUAACUCGACAACACACGAGUGACGUUACCGACGCACUCAGACACAGACACACACGCACAUAAACCAAUUGUUUGUUGAAAAACAAAAAAAAAAACAUUGUUUGUACGCUUUAUGAAAACAACAAUAUAUGUUCGAUGUCUAUACCCAGCAGUAUGGUAUCAUCUAUAAA